UUCACCAUAAUUUCACCACCAUGUUGUCAUUUUAACCAUUUUGUCGUCUACUCCGUCAAAAAGGUCAAAAGGCUUUGUCAACACAAUGAAAACAUCACUAAAUUAAAAUAGUAAAUAUAAUACUCGUGUGUAUAUAUAUAACAAUUCGCCGAAGAGGAGAAACCAGGAAAAGGGCAUAAAAUGGUAGAGAUUCCGAGAAGAGUCAACAAAUUAGCUGCGGCUUUUUACUUCGAGGCGGCGCGUGCACGUCCGCCAUGCGAUAGCAGUAGCGGGAGCGAUCACUUUCCUGAUGAGACAGCCGAUCUUUGGGAUCUGGUCGAAUCUUAUAUGGACGGUGAAGUGAAAGCUUUACCCGAGGAUGUUCUUGGGGAAGAAAACGAUGAUAAAUCUGACGUUGAUGAUGAUGAUGACUAUGAAGAUGUGAAGGAGAGGUUACGGAGAUUCGUAAGAAUCUCGGGCGGCAGAGAGCGGCGGAGAAUAAUUGAGGAGGUAGUCAAUGCAAGUGAGUUCGUUGGAGAGAAACGACUCUUGAUGGCUUAUCUACGUAACAAAGGUUUCGAUGCAGGUCUUUGCAAGUCGAAGUGGGAGAGAUUUGGUAAGAACACGGCCGGAAAGUACGAGUACGUUGACGUUAAUAGAGGAGAUCAUAAGAGCCGCUUCAUCGUCGAGACAAAUCUUGCCGGAGAAUUUGAGAUUGCUAAGCCUACAACAAGAUACCUUUCUCUCUUAGCUGAACUGCCAAGUGUCUUUGUGGGAACACCUGAAGAGCUGAAAAAGUUAGUGAGAAUCAUGUGCUUUGAGAUAAGACGGUCGAUGAAAGGAGCGGAGAUUCACGUGCCGCCGUGGAGGAGGAACGCUUACAUGCAAGCCAAGUGGUUUGGUCACUAUAAACGAACCUCAAAUGAAGUGGUUACUAGGGUUAAGAGCUGUGGCUGUGGACCACGUGUUGGGUUUGAGGAAUUGGUUAAACCGGCGACGUUUAAUGGUUAUAAGGACGUGGAGAGGAAGAGGCAGGGUUUAAAAGUUGGCCAGCUCACGGUGGCUUUCAACGGCAGUGCGGUGAGGCUGUAAUAGUCAAAGAACAAAGCAUAGGGCUCUGAGAGUUUAUAAUUGUGAGUUUUGAAUAUUUUUGUAGAUAUAGGGUGUCAAAGAAGCAACACAUCUAUAAAGUUGUAGAUUGGCUCUCUAGCAGUGUCUGCUAAAUUUGUUUAGUGCAAUAGUUUUUAGUUGGGCCUUUUAAGUUUCGGCCCGUUUUUUAUUGGCCCGGUUCAGUGAAUUAUUC
Raphanus sativus (radish) is the source of this 1282-nucleotide messenger RNA. RefSeq lists its product as uncharacterized. The record is from RefSeq and is a predicted model, not a curated record. NCBI's taxonomy places the organism in Eukaryota, Viridiplantae, Streptophyta, Magnoliopsida, Brassicales, Brassicaceae.